This is a messenger RNA of Salmo salar (Atlantic salmon), 7190 nucleotides long. RefSeq names its product hamartin. The record is from RefSeq and is a predicted model, not a curated record. NCBI's taxonomy places the organism in Eukaryota, Metazoa, Chordata, Actinopteri, Salmoniformes, Salmonidae. Gene Ontology annotation, cellular component: TSC1-TSC2 complex. Gene Ontology annotation, biological process: negative regulation of TOR signaling; regulation of cell cycle; negative regulation of cell population proliferation.
CAAAAACAAUGCCACAUUUAUCGUGGAGUGAGCACAUGAGGAGUGUGGUUCACUGAAAUAUGAUUGAAGCGGAAUGGAAAUAUUUAAAUGAGCCUAGCUGUAGCAUUAUUUAGGUAAAUAGACUAGUCAGUGUCAGAUUCUGAAUGGCUCGCUAAUAAGGGAUUACUUUGUGUGCGAGUCAGCGGAGGUCGAUUAAAGAAGGAUGGGCUGUGAUGUGUUCAAGAUGGCGGCGCCCUGUGGAGUGUAGAGACUCUAACAGUGGUGCCUGGAGACUGUAUUGGCCGGAGGCCCAGGGAGCCCUCCAGGCAGGACGCUGUGAGAGAGACGACUGGGACACCUGCCCUCCUCAGGCCUUGACGGAGACUGUCUGCCACCACCUCACCCUCCGCUGUCAACAUGGCCAGAGAGCAGCCCAACGUUGGGGACCUCCUCCCUCUCCUGGAGUCCUCUGACAUCCGCCAACUGGAGGAGAUCAAAGGCCUUAUCAAUGAGCACCUCAGCACUGAGCGAGGGUCAAUGCUGCUGAAUGGACUGGUGGACUACUUCUUGGAGACUAACUCGGCCCAGGCCAUGCAUAUCCUCUCGUCAGUCAGAGAGCCACAUGAUAAGCACCUGCUGGACAAGAUGAACGAGUGUAUGACCAAACAGGCCUGCCGGCUGCCCACCCUCACUCUGCUUGGCCACGUGGUCCGCAAGCAGCCGUCCUGGAUCCACAAGAUCGCCCGCUACCCGCUGCUGCUCUCGCUGCUCAAAUGCCUCAAGACGGAUUCAGACGUUGUGGUCCUCAUAACUGGAGUCCUGGUGUUGAUCACUCUGCUACCCAUGAUCCCCCAGGCUGGCAAACAACACCUGUAUGAGUUCUUUGACAUCUUUGGACGCCUGGCUUCCUGGAACCUGAAGAACCCAGGCCACGUCUCCGAGGUGUACCUCAUCCACCUGCACGCCAGCGUCUACUCGCUCUUCCACCGCCUCUACGGCAUGUACCCCUGCAACUUUGUGUCCUACCUGCGCUCCCACUACAGCAUGAAGGAGAACGUGGACACCUUUGAGGAAGUGGUGAAGCCGAUGCUGGAACACGUCCGUAUUCACCCGGAACUAGUGACUGGAACUAAGGACCAUGAGCUUGAUCCCACCAGAUGGAAGAGAUUUGAGAUCCAUGACAUUGUCAUAGAAUGCGCCAAAGUCUCUCUGGACCCCAAGGAAGCGUCGUGUGAGGAGGGCUAUGCGACCAUGCCUGAGAACCUCUACCCCCAGAUGCAGCUUUGUCCACAAGACUCAGCCUCUAGCCCCUACACAGACUUCCACAGCAGCUUCGGAAGCUCCUCUUUGACCCCCUUCUCUACCCCACGCCAGCCCCAACCACCACCCCUGUCCCUGCUCCCUCUGUCAGGGACCCAGUCUUCCUAUCGCAGCCCCCAGACCUCCAGACGUCAGAACUCUAGCUGUGAACUCAACUCCACCUGUGGGGGAAAAGAACUGUGGAGCCCCUCCUCCCUGUGUGGAAUGGCCACACCCCCUUCCUCCAGGGGCAUGUCACCCAACCCAGAGCUCUCCCAUAGUGCCUCUUACCUCUCAGGCCACCGCGUCCACAGCACAUCAGGAGGGAAAGGAACGCCUGCCUCAAGUACUCCUGCCACCACCUCCCCGCCCCCCAGCCUCUCUGAUGAGUUCCCCACCAUCCCCCUGACAUCCAACACCGCUAGUCCACCACGGAAGCAUGGCGGCCCUGUAGAAGCAUCCAAACCCAGCCUGGUGAGGCAAGAACCAAUCAGAGAUCCUGAGAAAGGUGGAGAGGUCAUCAACAACAGAGAUGCAAGUGGUGGUGAGCCCAUUUCCAUGACGCUGACAGAACUUUCAGUCUUUAUGAAGGAGCAGGAGCUGGAGCUUCAGCUGAGGACAGAGAAGGAGAGGGAAGAGGCUGCCAUCACAGAGGAGCUCCUGGAGAUCACGGAGGACAAGCGAGACUUGGCUGCCCUGAGGGGCUUUGACUCGCCGUUCUACCGCACCACUGAGACCCUGACAGGUACCCAGGAGAAGCCCCUGCCCAACCCCCCACUGGGUGGCCUCAUGCUGCCCCGGGACCCCCACCAUGCGGUGUCCACCCCAGACAAGGCACUGGAGAAUGCCCAGGGCGCUAAUGGUGGUGGGGACAAUAGUAGGGGCUCGGCCCUAGAGCACUCCUGGUCUUUCCAACCCAUGUGUCCCUUCAGCCCCAUCGAACACCCACUCCACCAGAGCCCCUCUGCCCCGGAGUACGAGAUGGCCAAGUUCGGUGGCCUGUUCUCCCCCAGCCCCUCCAUCAAGAACCCCUCCCUGCCCUAUGAGGCCCUGUUUGACCUGGCUCUGCCCCGGGCCGCAUCCCUCUUUGUGGGGAGGAGGACAUCGGAGGCCCUGGGCAGGGCUGCUCUCGAAAGGCUGUGCCAGCGGCAGGAGGGGCUGGAGGACAGGGAGGAGGAGGGCGAGGGGAGGGUGUCGGCUUCCCCCCUGGAGGUGCUGGAUCGUCUUGUUCAGCAGGGAAGCGACGCCCACGACAAGGUGCUCAACAGAUUACCUUUGCCGAGCAAGUCAGCUGACUGGACACAUUUUGGAGGCUCGGCUCCGCUGGACGAGCUGCACACGUUGCGUAGCCAGCUGCUCCUGCUGCACAGCCAGCUGCUGUACGAACGCUACAAGCGAGAGCAGCACGCCGUCCGCAACCGACGCCUACUGCGACGCGUCAUCAACGCCACCGCACUGGAGGAACAGAACAACGCCAUGAAGGACCAGCUGAACCUCCAGAGUGUGGACAUCGUGUCUCUGAAGGAGAGUCUGCGGGUGGAGCAGCAGCGCUGCAGACAGCUGUGGGACGAUCGAGAGACUGUGGUCACCAGACUACACAGCCAGGUCCGCCAGCUCCAGCAGGGCCGGGACGACUACUACACCAAGAACCAGGAACUGCAGAGUCAGUUGAAUGAGUAUCAGAAGAAGAUGAAUGAGCUGGAGGCAGAUCUGCAGAGGUCCAACAACAAGGUGUGUCACACGGGGCACCUUCUCAACCAGAUGACUACCAAGCUGAGCACCAGUGAGCGCACCCAGCAGCAGAUGAGCUUCCUGAACAAGCAGCUGCUGCUCCUGGGGGAGGCCCACAAGCUGGCUGUACAGCGGCAGCAGCACACAGGCUCAGACAAUGCCAUGGAGGCCCAGAUGGUGCAGGUGUCCUGGGGGAAGGAGGUGGAGAGGCUGAGGCAGAGCCUGCUGCAGCAGGGCCAGAAGCUGGAGGCAGCGCAGCAGAGGGUGGGCGAGCUGGAGACACAGCUCACCAAGAAGGAACACCUUAUCGUGGAGCAGAAGAAGUUUCUGGACGACGUCAAGGGCCGGGCCAAGGGCGAGCUGCAGGCAUCAGACAGCAGGUACCAGGCCCAGAGGAGAGUGACCCAGCUCCUGCAGACGGAGCUGCUGCAGCUCUACAGUAGACUGGAGAUGGAGGGUCAUGCCACCCUGACCACAGCCUCAGCAGGGGGCAGCUGUGACGAUCCUGGCCCUCCUAUAGACUCUAGUAUCAUGGAGCCAGAUGCACCAGUCACAUCAGGAACCAAUGAGUGGUCAGAUAACGGCAGACCACCUCAGUCCCCACAACGCAACGGCAGCACUUUACCUCCAGGGCAACCAAAGGCCAACAACCCCCCUAAGAUGCCCCCUGUCAACUCAGUCAACGGCACCCAGGAAGUCCCCAAGUCUCUCCUUGUGGAGCCUUCCUGUACCUAUGCCCCCCCACUGCCCGCCGAUGCCACCCCCCUCACUGUUGGCUCCUACCCCAGCGCCAAGAGCUUCCUGGGCAUGCGGGCGCGAGAGCUGUUCCGGAACAAGAGCGAAAGCCAGUGUGACGAGGAGCCGCCACCCCCCCGCCUGGCCGGCCUAUCACAGGGCCUGAAGACUGAGCUGUGUGUGGAGCCCUCAUUUCCCCCACUGGGGAAUUCUCUGACGUGUCCUGUCUCUAACCCUGUCCUUAACCUUACCCUUUCCCCUGCCCUUGCCUCUCUACUGGGUGCCCCUCUCACUGUGCCCGCCAAGGAGCACCCGCCAGAAACCAAGCAGAGAGCUACCAAGCAGGAGACUACCAGACGGAAGAUGGGAGGAGCAAGGGGAGGGGGAGUGGUGGCGGCCAGUUCAGCACGACCCAGACAGCAACUAAGGAUCAUGGACUACAACGAAACGCAUCACAAGCACAGUUAAAAUACAAGAACUGAGAGAGGAUGGAGAGUAGAACGAGUGGUCGGCCGGAGCAAGAGCUCCAGACAGUAAGAGUUCAAGACAAAGCUCUUUUUUAAAUUCAGUGUUAUUUAUCCCAUUCCCUCAAGUGGACAACAGGAUUUGAACCACUGAUUUUGAUUUACUCCCUUAUCAAAUGUAAAGAUGGGAAGGAAGGUUUAAAUAAGGAUGUAAUGUUACAAUAUACCAGCAGAGACCACAUUAUCUUUAUCUGCUUUGAUUUCACUUAUACAUUUGGGAGUUUUUCAAACAAUUUCAUAAAGAGACACCCUAUUUCCAAAUCCGUUACUUGAUGUUAUAAAAAACCACAAAACAAAUGAGUCUUGUAGGGAUGUUUCUGAAAGCCUGGUUUAGGUUGACUAAUGUCCCUCUUGAGCACCUGUACCGAUGUUGUGUGAGGAGUGGGGUGGGGGUGAUCCUCAAGGCUUGGAGAGUAGAUGUACCAAGCGUGGGAUUGUUGUCCGUAAUUCCAACUCCUCUGCUAUUCUUGGGGAGGAAUCAGGGAUUUUGCCUGUUGCUACAGUAUAGUUUAUAUACAACGCAAGAGGAUUGCUUUUCCAUGCUAAUUUCAUUAGGCCUGCAUUCCUGACAGAAAUGUCCUUUAUGUGGGUCGUUUCACCAAUUCGGUGUAACCAUGCCAAAAAAACGACGGAUUUCACCUAAUUUUAACAUUAUGUCAUAAAGAGCACAUGUUAAAUUAAAGAGAUAAAAUAAUUACUAUAGUAAGUGCCUAUUAAGUGACAAAUAAAGUAACAGGGUUGACUAUUUCAUCUUAAAUCAGCCAUAAAUCCCCUUGUGACAGGAGGAAUGGAAGCUUGUUGUGUGAAACAGAGUAGUAAUUGAAUACAAGCUUCACAUUUUUACUUCUUGUUAAAACAUAUCUAGCCUGUAUCUAAGGGUGACAGGGUUGAUGUGUUAUGCUUGACCCACUCAAUUUUCCGCCACAAAAAAACAGAAAAUGACAGAAAAGAGUAGAACCAAUUCAACUGCUUUUACACUGUAUUGACUUAAAUGUUCAAUGUUUCUAUUGGGAAGAGAAAAAAAAGGAAUAGUUUCAAAUUAAAACGAGAGUUCAAGUUCAUGUAACAGGGUUGACCUUAAAAUGCGGGACAGACGUAAAUUAAUCACCAAUCACAUUAAAUAAAUAAUGAUCUUCAGAAAUUACUUUGUCAAAGUAACUAGGGCAUUACAAUGAUGGUGAAAAUUUGGAGAAAUGUUGGGAUUAAGUGGAUUAAAAUCUUCCUAGAAGUCACAAGGUGCACGGAGGGACAUGUCAAAAUGCUGAAAAGUCUUUAUUCAUAUAAAAAAAAUUGGAUUUAUUGAAUUCUCCAUGUGGUCUAUAGUAAAGGGCACUUCAUUUAAUAUAACAGGCUUUUGAAAUUCAAUAUCGGUGCAAAAGAAUGUCUACUUAAAAUAUCAAAGGGCACCCUUCGCAGAACAACCCAUGUGUUGAAGACAGAGACUGAGUGUGUUUGUGCCUAAUUUGUAUGUAUGCAAGUGUAUGUUGUUUAAGUCAAGUUGCAAUAAGAAAAAUUUGCAACAUUUAGAAAUGCUUUUUUAUAAGUAGAGUUUUUUUUAAAUGAUUUAUUAUUUCAUGAUCACUCCCUUCCCCAAGUAGUCCUAGCCUUGCAAGGGGCUUUGCAACCUGUAAGGAGAAGGAUUUGGGGGAAAUAUUCAAUUUUCAUUCCUGUUAGUGUUGAUGAACGUUACUGAAACUUCCAAUAACAUUUAUUAUCAAACUGGAAUAUUGAUAUGACAACAGCGUUUUGUUAAGAGUUAAAAAUACCUGCAAGGUUCUGCAACUAAUGUUGCUCACGAUAUCCACAUCUUGAAUUUAGGUCAUACUCAUGCUAUGUUCAUUCCAACAAAUAAUUUGCAAUACAUCUACCUGUAUAAAGCAGUGUAUUCUGUUCGAGAUCACUUACAGAAAGACACUUUGAACGUGCCAAACAUUUUAAUCAGAUACUAAAUACAACCAUUUCAGAAUGACACGUUCACCUCGUGUUUCUAUUCUAGUUGAUGCGUUAUGUAUCUGGGGAGGGCUGGAUAGGUUUCUUUCUAAAUGUAAUCCCUUACUAGUCACCUGUUCAAAAUUGUAAUCAGUAAUGUCAUUUUUGGAUAACCCUAACUCAGUAACGUGAUCUGAUUUUACUUUCCCCAUAAGAGGCAUAAGAAGAAUACAAAAAGUAUCCAUCGAACGCAUUUGACGUGUCAUAGUGGUCUCUGACUUGUGGUCAGAUUUGCUCCAGAGGAACAAAACUUUAAAUUGCGCCUUUUUUCAAUGCUGAAUUGAAUGUCGUUGAGAAACAGAAAGAUGUUCAUGUUUUUCACAACAUCCUUUUUAAAGUAAUCCACAAAGUAAUCAUCUAGUUUUUUAAAGUAUCUGUAAUCUGAUUACAACAUUUUUGCCGGUAACGCAACUGAUUACCGUUAAUUUUAAAUCAGUUACUCCCCAACCCUGUGUCUCGGUGUCUCUCGAAUGCUGCAUAAAAGGUUUACAUGUGUCAUCUGUUUUCUGAGAACAGAACAAAAACAGAAGUCUCUGCCAAUUGAUUCUUAUUGGUCCUACUGACCUAUGGCAGUAAAAAGUGGAAGAAUUUUACUUUGAUGUGGACAUUGAAAGUUGGGUCCUUCCAUGUGUUGAAAUGGUCAUAAAUCCUGUUGUCCACUGAACUUCAGCUGUCAUUCCCUCUGCCUUGCUAUCUAAAAGCAUGUUCAACAAUCCACUUUAAUGCCAACAGUACAGUAUAGUAGUAGGAACUACAACAAACCAAGAUAGAUGGUACAAUCAAGCGUGAACUGAAUGGAAAGCUUGAGUUGGGACUCCUUUUGGAGUUGGAGAUUUUGAAAAAAGGCAAAAAACAAAGUUAUUUAAAGCAGUUGCUUGUGUUUAACUGUGAACAAUAAAAAAAUAAAAAUCGUCUUCAAUGUUUUGCACUACA